AUGAGAACUCUUGAAAAAAAUAUACUAUUUUUGAUGAACUCGACACCCUUGAGGCUAUCGGCUCAACUAAUACGAUGUCCAUAGUUUUAAGAAAUUGUCAGAGCCAUUUAAGAAAGAACUUAUUUAUCUUAACUUCCCCCCCAUCCUUGAUCGAACGGCUCGCCAUCGUUCGAUCAAGAAGGAUGCGGGUUAAAAAAAAAUUAUAUAUAAAAACAAAUAUAUUUUUAUAUAUUUUUUUAUUUACUUUUAAAUAAGAGGGUUAAGAAUAUUUAAUAAUUAUUUUUAUAGCAAAAAAAUUGAAUUAAUUUUCAUAAAAAUACAAUUUUUAAUAUUUUGAUUUAUUAGUAGCCCCUUUAAACUGUAUAAAUUUUAAUUUGUUCCUUAUUAAAUUAAAUUAAAAUUUUUUUUUUAAAAAUUUUAAAGAAUCUCUAUUUUUUAGAUUAUUGAGUUUUUAAACAUAAGUUGAUAACUAAAUCACUUCGGAUGGUUGAUUUCGUAGCUUUCUGUCGUCUCAAAGUUUCAUUAUGUACAUUUUCUCAAGCUUUUGAUAACUAAAUAUAUUUUUAUAUAUAUAAAAAUUUGCAUAUGAAAAUCGUUCAAUCAAGGAUGGGGGUUAAUUUCCCCAAUUUUUAGGAAUUUUUACAGUCAAUCGUUCGAUCAAGGAUUGGGGGAGUAAGCAAAAGCUCUACUGGGAUCAAAGGGCUGGUCUUGCAGGUGGAAUUCAGACAAAAAAAUAUCCGAUGUGUUGAAGCAAAGCGUAAAGGCUGGCCUUAUCAUACACAAAUAAAAUGGCGACGACACCGACCCGUCCUCUCCCGGAACUGAGGCGAGAUUGGGGAUCUUGCUGCGGCCUGAAACCAAUCCGCCCAGGGAAAGGUCUGGAAUGGGUACUGGUAGUUUGUGUCCGGCUAGGUUUCCCUCCCAGUCUAACAACGACGAUCUUAGGGUCGUCCCGAUAGGACACGGGGCAAAAAGGGUUUUUCCUCUAGGGACUGCCUAGUGCCAAUUUGGAGGGCAAGGCAGGAGCCAACAAGAGCUAAGGAGUUAGUCCUUAGCUCUAACCCUAGUCUGGCGACGUGAAGCACGGUGACCCAGUCCGCCUACUUCCGGGAUAGCAUGACCAAGCCCCAUGACCGGAAGGAGCUGAGUGGUAGCCCGUGGCACUUAGGUGCACACUGGGAGCAGGGCAAGGAAAGCAAGCGAGGCGUCCAAAAGGCGGAAGAAAAGGACCUUCGGUCCUGGCCGGGAGCUACUCUAUAAAUUUAACUAAGACUAAGGCUGGCCUUAUCAUGAUUUCCAAGACCUUGACAUAACGGGAUCUAAGUAUUGAAUACUUCUUGCAAAGUAUUAUUUCGAUCUGACCGGGACAUUUGUUAGCUAUAAACCAUUUUAGCAAGCCAAAAAUGUCUGAAAUUUAAAAAUCUGAUUAGGUGGCUAAAUAAUUAAAUUCAUAAAUAAUGAGCCUCCCUAAAGCAAUACAAACAGAUUUAAUAUUGCCUUCUCAAAAUGAAUUACCUGUAAUGAGAGAUACAAACAUAAAUUUACCCGAAUUUCCUUUUCUUCCCAGUCAAUUUACUGAAAUAUGAGAACCCGAAGAUACAAUGACAGCAGAAAUGUGCACGCUUUCAUUCAUCCAAACAAUGCACCGUAAGUUCGAAAUGGUAUUAGAAAUUAAUUUCCCAAUAAGCCAGCGAACGAGGAGAAGCCUGCCUUCCGAAUUAGAAGAAGACUUAGCCAUCGAAUUUGCCUGCAAUUUCAAUUUUCAAAUCAAAAGAACUUUCACAGACCUAAAUUUUGUAAGUUUUCAGAAAAGUGCAAAAAUCUAAGACUAAACUUAGAUGUGCUUAUUCAUUCUCUAUUUGCUUUACUCCCCCCCCCCCCUCCGUGAGCGAACAAAACCAUUAGAAAAAUCGCCAUUUUUUGACCAAAAACCCACCCUCCGUGAGUGAACAAAAAAUUUUUUUAUAGAAAAAAUUUUAAUGGAAAAAAAUUUUGAUAUAUAAGUGAUAAUUAGUAUAAUGAAAUCUAGAGCUAAUUCUGUUUAAUUUUAAACAAAUUGCGUUUUAAAACAUAAAUUUUGCAAAUUAAAUUAAUAUUUGCUUCCCAAUUUUUGCAAAUUAGGAUUUUUUUAAAUUUCGAAAAAAAUAUUUUUUAUAAAAUUUAUAUAUAAAUUUUUUUUUAAAAAAAAAAAUUAACCCCCCUCCGUGAGCGAACAAAAUUUUUUUUUGUUCGCUCACGGAGGGGGGGGGGGGAGUUAGCAAUAUUUCUUAUAGGUCGCAUCAAACAUUUGAGAAAAGCUGAAAAUACUUUCAAUAUACUUCAUAUAUAAAUAAUGCCAUUUUAUUAACAAAAAAAUUUUAGGCUUUAUUUUAAUUUUAAAACACAUAGAAAACAUAGAAAGAUGUGAAUUUCGAAGGAUUUCUUGCGGUAAAGGUUCUUAUAAUUUAAUUGAAAUGGAAAAUCAGCAAUUUAUGAUGGAAGAAAGACUAAAAGUAUUUCACUCAACACUUCAAGAAGAUUCACUGAAUUUAAAGCAUAAAAGGGAAUCAAAAGAAAAAAUUGAAUACCAAAACUUCUGGGAUAAUUGAGAAAAUAAAUUCGCCUUAUCUAUGCAAAAUUGACAUGCUAAAAUGGUUUAUAGCUAAAAAAUGUCCCGGUCAGAUCGAAAUAAUACUUUGCAAAAAGUAUUCAAUACUUAGAUCGCGUUGUGUCAAGCUCUUGGAAAUCAUAAUUUGGCCAGCCUUUACGCUUUGCUUCAACACAUCGGAUAUUUUUUGCCUGAAUUCCACCUGCAAGACCAGCCCUUUGAUCCAUUAGAGCUUUUGCUUACUCCCUCCCCCAUCCUUGAUCGAACGACUGGCCAUCGUUCAAUCAAGGAUGGGGGUAAAAAAAAAGUUUUUGGGGAAAAAAAUUUUAUAAAUAAAAUAAAAAAUAUAUAUAUAUUUAUUUUUUUAUUUAGUUUUAAAUAAGAGGGUUAAGAGUAUUUAAUAAUUAUUUUUAGAGCAAAAAUUGAUAAAAAUACCAAUUUUUAAUAUUUUGAUUUAUUAGUUACCCCUUUAAACUGUAUAAAUUUUAAUUUGUUCCUUACUGAAUUAAAUUUUUUUUUUUAAAAAUUUUAAAGAAUCUCUAUUUUAUUAGAUUAUUGAGGUUUUAAGCCUAGGUUGAUGACUAAAUCACUUUGGAUCGUUGAUUUCGAAGUUUCUGUCGUCUCAAAGUCCCUGAAAACAACUUCAUUAGGUACAUCUUCCCAAGCUUUUGAUAACUAAUAUAUUUUUAUAUAUAUAAAAAUUUGCAUAUGAAAAUCGUUCGAUCAAGGAUGGGGGUUAAUUUCCCCAAUUUUUAGAAAAUUUUACAGUCAAUCGUUCGAUCAAGGAUGGGGGGGGCAGUUAGGAUAAAUAAGUUCUUUCUUAAAUGGCUCUGGCAAUUUCUUAAAAUUAUGGACAUCGCAUUAGUUGAGCCGAUAGCCUCAAGGGCGUCGAGUUCAUCAAAAAUAGUAUAUCCCGACUGGCAAAGAGGAUGAGAUUGAAUCUUCAAAGCUUAGCUGAUUUAUAAAUAUAUUUCGCGAUACCAUAAGUGUAAACCUUGAAACUUUUAAAGUAUCAACUCACAAUAUACCAAUGCUAAAUCAUAUAGCUGAAAAAAUUAGUGUGUGCCCAUUUCCAGGCAAUAAAUCCCGAUCACCUUUUUGGCUCUGUCUUUCAGAUCAUUCCCAAAGAAAAAGAGGGAUUUGUCUGUCAAUUAAAUUUGGUUUGAAAAAUUCCCCAAAUAGUAGAAUCCCAUUCAUCUUGGGGUUCUGCCAUUUGGGAAAUUAG
Molecule: messenger RNA, 3812 nt
Organism: Blepharisma stoltei
Lineage: Eukaryota; Ciliophora; Heterotrichea; Heterotrichida; Blepharismidae
Source: the annotation of a GenBank genome assembly